Molecule: messenger RNA, 1032 nt
Organism: Myiozetetes cayanensis
Lineage: Eukaryota; Metazoa; Chordata; Aves; Passeriformes; Tyrannidae
Gene: CETN3
Product: centrin 3
Exons: 5
Coding region: 112-615 (167 amino acids)
Biological process (GO): spindle pole body duplication
Cellular component (GO): microtubule organizing center
Molecular function (GO): calcium ion binding; microtubule binding
Source: RefSeq, a predicted model, not a curated record
AGGGGUGUGGCCUGGCUCUGCCGCUGUGUGGCGUCUCCAGGGCAGGAGCGGCGGGGCCGGAGGUGCGUGUGCUGCGGCCCGGCCCGGCCCGGCCCGGCUCAGCGCGGCAGGAUGAGCCUGGCCCUGAGGAAUGAGCUUUCAGUAGAUAAAACUAAAAAGAAGAAAAGAAGAGAACUGACUGAGGAACAGAAGCAAGAAAUUAAAGAUGCCUUUGAGUUGUUUGAUACAGACAAAGAUAGAGCAAUAAAUUAUCAUGAAUUGAAGGUGGCAAUGAGAGCCUUGGGUUUUGAUGUAAAAAAAGCUGAUGUCCUGAAAAUACUUAAAGACUAUGAUCGAGAAUCAACAGGCAAGAUCACCUUUGAAGAUUUUAAUGAAGUUGUGACAGAUUGGAUAUUGGACAGAGACCCACAAGAAGAAAUACUCAAGGCAUUCAAAUUGUUUGACGAUGAUGACUCUGGCAAAAUAAGUCUGAGAAACCUGCGCCGGGUUGCUAGAGAAUUGGGUGAAAACAUGUCUGAUGAAGAACUACGGGCUAUGAUUGAAGAAUUUGAUAAGGAUGGAGAUGGAGAAAUCAAUCAAGAAGAAUUUAUUGCUAUUAUGACUGGAGAUAUUUAGCAUUAGAAGAAAAGGAACGAGCUCAGCAGAAAAGGGGCUCAAGAGAGUUGUUGGCAGCUUCCAUUACAAUGUUUUGUACUUGCAUUCAUUUCUGUAGCUGGAGUGAUGCAGAAACUUACUUUUAUUACAGGACCACAAUACAGACGGGUUACAUGCACUGAUAGUUCAGUACUUUGUAUCAUUAAAUAUUAUCAUUAGAAUAAUUGAUAUUUUAAAAUAAGUAACUAAUGCUGCAUUUCAGAAUGUUUGAGUAAUUGUUUGUAAAAUAGCCUUGUCUCAGAUUUCUAAAUUGUAAGAAUCUUCAUAUUAUAAGAACCUUCUCAGGUUCUUGACUUCGUGUUAGCAUUAGCUGUGGCCUUAGUUUUGAUAAAUAAGGUUUGAAAAAUUUCCAUUUUAAUAAAAUGUUCUUUACUAUUA